UUCCAUUCCGUGUUAUCUUUGUGUUUCUUUUGGUUUCAGAGUCUCUGCCUUCUAUAUUCUUGGCUUUCCCUUCUUUCGCUCUCACUUCAGAGUCUAAAUUUUUCCCUUUUUGCUUCUUCUUUUUUAUUUUUCGUGUUUUUCAGAGUGAUAUGAGAAGCCGAUCUUAAUUUACUGCGUUGUGUGUCCUGCACUGACUUUGGUUUCUGUGUAAGAAUUCAGAAAUUCAUCGUGAUUCAAGCUUCCAAGUGGAUUUUUGUUUUUCUUAAGCGGCUUUUAAGGCCUAGCUAGGCUUUACAUCAACCUUUUUCCUUCUUUUCCUCUCAUUUUCAUCCAAGAACCAAAUUAAGGAGACCAGUAACUCAACAUCUAAAUUAGAUCUUUUGUCUUUGCGUUCUGUUGAGAUUCUUCUCAUCAGCUCCAAUUAGUUGUACUGUCUCGACCACAUCCAAGUAAAUGUACCAUUCCUGUGCCAUUUACAGAAUAUUCUCUCUCUAUCUCUCUCUAAUUCCAUGCCAAGUGUUUUCACGCUCAGGACUCAGGUGAGCAGAUGGAGAGAUGUUUGUUACAUAUAUUUGCCUCCGAAAUUUAGGGUUUGAUCUUUCCAAAGCCCCUACAAAGUUUAGGGCUUCUCAGUCUCUCUCCCCCCCUCCCCUUUGGCCUUCCCCCACCUUCUCUCUAUCCGACCCACAGCCAUUUUCUCCUUCCAGAUCCUAAUUCAUUUGAAGAGUGACAUGCGCUUCGAAGUCUGAUGGGUUUAAAGCAUGCUCAAGACACUAGAGAGGUACCAGAAAUGCAACUAUGGAGUACCAGAUCACCAGACAAACGUAUCCGCGAGAGAGGCAUUGGAGUUGAGUAGUCAGCAGGAGUACUUGAAGCUUAAAGCACGUUUCGAGUCCCUUCAGCGAACCCAAAGGCAUCUUCUGGGAGAAGAUCUUGGCCCUUUAAGCAUCAAAGAGCUCGAGUCACUAGAAAGGCAGCUGGACGUGUCACUCAAGCAGAUCAGAUCAACACGGACGCAAUCCAUGCUGGAUCAGCUCACUGAUCUUCAACGUCAGGAACACAUGCUCAAUGAAGCAAAUAAGACACUGAAACAAAGGCUGGUGGAAGGAUACCACAUAACUUCACUGCAACUGAAUCCAAAUGACAACGAUGUGGGAUACGGCCGACAGCCUGCUGAAACUCAGAGUGAUGGCUUCUUUCAUCCCUUGUGUGAACCCACCUUGCAAAUUGGAUAUCAGCAUGAUCCUUUACCAGUCGUCACAGCAGGCCCAAGCAUGAAUAACUAUAUGCCAUCAGGGUGGUUGCCAUGAUCAUAAAGAAGGGAAUGAAUGGUGAAACAAGGUAUGCAUGCAUUGAUUGCUUCGACAAGAAUCAGUAUAAUAUCGGUCGUUUUAAUGUUGUCGUUUAAUGGAAACGGACAUUAAUUUGUAAUGGUUCUGAACUAUGUUUAGUUGUCUCUGCAAGUGUGUGUUGAAGCAGUACUAAGCCUCUCUCUUUUUAGCGGCUGCAUAUGCUGUAGGUUUGAGAAUAAUUGUUGUCUGCACGUCAGAAUGGACCAGUUAACAUUUAUGUA
Carya illinoinensis is the source of this 1573-nucleotide messenger RNA. Its product is annotated as agamous-like MADS-box protein MADS4. Lineage: Eukaryota; Viridiplantae; Streptophyta; Magnoliopsida; Fagales; Juglandaceae. The coding region runs from base 762 to 1310 and encodes 182 amino acids. The transcript is spliced from 8 exons. Gene Ontology annotation, cellular component: nucleus. Gene Ontology annotation, biological process: positive regulation of transcription by RNA polymerase II. Gene Ontology annotation, molecular function: DNA-binding transcription factor activity, RNA polymerase II-specific; RNA polymerase II cis-regulatory region sequence-specific DNA binding; protein dimerization activity. The record is from RefSeq and is a predicted model, not a curated record.